CUUUGCAUAUUACGUUCGUUAAAAUUAUUUUCCAAUCCCUUUCUUUUCCUUACACAUUUAGUAUUAUUAAUUAGUUUAUUGUUCGUCUCUCAGUUCGUCGUCUCUUCGGAUUUAAAAAGAGCUACCAUGUCAAAGAUAAAGGCCGGACCAGUCGUUGACAUCCUUGGAGAUGAAAUGACAAGAAUUAUCUGGGAUCUGAUUAAAGAUAAGCUUAUUUUACCAUUCUUAGAUAUAGAAUUGCACACAUAUGACUUGGGUAUGGAAUACCGUGAUCAGACAGAUGAUCAAGUUACCAUUGAUUGUGCUAAUGCGAUAAAAAAAUACAAUGUUGGUAUUAAAUGCGCCACUAUUACACCUGACGAAAAAAGAGUAGAAGAAUUUAAAUUAAAGAAGAUGUGGAAGAGCCCUAACGGAACCAUCCGUAAUAUUCUUGGUGGUACCGUAUUUAGGGAAGCUAUUAUCUGCAAAAAUAUUCCUCGACUUGUAACUGGUUGGGAAAAACCUAUAAUCAUCGGUCGUCAUGCUCAUGCUGAUCAGUACAAAGCAACAGACUUUGUUGUACCUGGUGAGGGUCAACUUGAAUUGAUUUGGACACCGCCAUCUGGACAGCCAAUCAGACAAGUUGUCAAUGAUUUCAAGGGCGCCGGUGUAGCUCUUGGUAUGUUUAACACAGAUGCUUCAAUUGUCGACUUUGCCCAUUCUUCAUUCAAAUAUGCCCUAGACAGGAAGUAUCCACUUUAUCUGAGCACAAAGAAUACUAUUCUUAAGAAGUAUGAUGGUCGUUUCAAGGACAUUUUCCAAGAAAUAUAUGAUAAUCAAUAUAAGGCGCAAUUUGAAGCCGCAGGGAUUUGGUAUGAACACAGAUUGAUUGAUGAUAUGGUUGCCUAUGCAAUGAAAUCUGAAGGUGGUUUUGUAUGGGCCUGCAAAAACUAUGAUGGUGACGUUCAGUCGGAUUCGGUAGCUCAAGGUUAUGGAUCUUUAGGUCUUAUGACAUCUGUUCUUAUUUGCCCGGAUGGAAAGACUGUUGAGGCUGAAGCCGCUCAUGGCACUGUGACCAGACAUUAUAGAUUCUAUCAGCAAGGAAAGGAAACAUCCACCAACCCUAUUGCUUCUAUCUUUGCUUGGACCAGAGGUCUCUUGCAUCGUGCUAAACUAGACAACAAUAAUGAGCUAAAGAAAUUCGCUGAAACUCUUGAGAGUGUUUGCAUUAACACUAUUGAAUCUGGUGUAAUGACAAAAGAUCUUGCUAUUUGCAUCAAGGGCAUGAAUGAUGUAAAGAGGUCAGACUAUUAUGAAACCUUUGAAUUCAUGGAUAAACUAGCCGAAAAUCUUAAAAAAAGCUUGGGCAAGUGACUAUAUAUUCAAGAGCCAAGAUGUAAUCUAUAAAGUGUAUUUUUCUUUUCAAAUCAGAUAUAUUUUUGGCAUAUGGGUAUAUAUAAUAUAGGGAAGGUAUUUUUUUUAUUUAAUGCAUUUAUUUAAUUGUAUUUUUUUUUUCAAUAAAUGUAUUAUUGUACAGUGCCUUAAAAAUAACAUCAUAGUCUUUCUUUGACUGUUACUAAUUCCAUUUCCUAUAACAGGGUUCUUUAGCCUCCUAGACACCGAUCCUAGAGAUUGAAAGGAAUGAUACCGUAUAUAUAACUCCAUUACCACAAAGAGACACUAGUUCGUAAUUACUUAUAGUUAGACAAAACAACAAUAAAAUACAAACAUUAGGUUGAUCUUGCGUAAUAUUUUCUCACGCGACAUCCAAUAUUAUGAUUUUAAGCGUAUGGUAGUGUCACGGGCUUUCAACGUUAAAAUACUUGUAUCGGCAGUACAUAUACUAUACUACUUGUUACUAACUGCGUAAGUAAUUAGAAAAGUUAUUAGUAUUUUUUCAUAGGCUUUGUAUGUAAAUACGUACAAGCAUAAAAUAGUGCGUUGUCAUUCUCAAAUACUUGUAUUAGUUGCGUGACUGAUAUUUAUUCGAAUAUUGUUAACAAAGUGGACUUCACUCAAUACAAAAUACAAUACUGUACUUAAAACGUGAGAAUGUGAUUAGAUUUGUAGGUAGUGAAAUCUUAUCAAAAUAUAAUUAUUUGAACAGAAUUUGUUAGACUGAUACUGAACAAAUAAAUAUUGGAAACAUUUUUCUUUUGCUAGUUUAAAAAUGAGAUAAUUAUGGCAGUGUACCAGGGUAACUAUGGGGAUAAUACUUUAUUCUUCAGGAGUGACGAGGCAUGACUGCUGACGUGGAUAUCUGAUUUAUGGUAUUUAAUGCAUACUUGUGGUCAACGAUUGGCAGGAAUAUUUAGUUAAUUAUGUUUCUCAUUCAAGUUUAUUUAUCUAUAUACAUAAAAUGAAAUUAGAGUGUCUGUUUGUAAAUAACCGUUUUCCUACAAGUAU
Molecule: messenger RNA, 2385 nt
Organism: Achroia grisella
Lineage: Eukaryota; Metazoa; Arthropoda; Insecta; Lepidoptera; Pyralidae
Gene: Idh
Product: isocitrate dehydrogenase [NADP] cytoplasmic
Exons: 3
Coding region: 127-1353 (408 amino acids)
Biological process (GO): isocitrate metabolic process
Cellular component (GO): cytosol; mitochondrion; peroxisome
Molecular function (GO): NAD binding; isocitrate dehydrogenase (NADP+) activity; magnesium ion binding
Source: RefSeq, a predicted model, not a curated record